AGCGGAAGUGCGGGCGAGGCGGGGUCCUGUCCAGUGCGAGCCCGGCCGGUGCGCCAGCCGUUCCGCCCGCCGGUCCUUUCGCGCCCUCUCCGCUGCCCGUGUCCUCCUUCACCGGCCGCGCCAUGCUGUCUCUAGAUUUUUUGGACGAUGUGCGGCGAAUGAACAAGCGGCAGCUGUAUUAUCAAGUCCUAAAUUUUGGAAUGAUUGUCUCCUCGGCACUAAUGAUCUGGAAGGGGCUGAUGGUCAUAACUGGAAGUGAAAGUCCAAUUGUAGUGGUGCUCAGUGGCAGCAUGGAGCCAGCAUUUCAUAGAGGAGAUCUUCUCUUUUUAACAAAUCGAGUUGAAGAUCCCAUCCGAGUGGGAGAAAUUGUUGUUUUUAGGAUAGAGGGAAGAGAGAUUCCUAUAGUUCACCGAGUCUUGAAGAUUCAUGAAAAGCAAAAUGGACAUAUCAAGUUUUUGACCAAAGGAGAUAAUAAUGCCGUUGAUGACCGAGGCCUCUAUAAACAAGGACAACACUGGCUAGAGAAGAAGGAUGUCGUGGGGAGAGCAAGGGGAUUUGUUCCUUAUAUUGGAAUUGUGACGAUCCUCAUGAAUGACUAUCCGAAAUUUAAGUAUGCCGUCCUCUUCUUGCUGGGUUUAUUCGUGCUGGUCCAUCGUGAGUAAGAAGUCUACCUUGCCGUUCCUGGAAGAUGCCGUACUUUUCGUUCCUGACUGUUUGGAGUAGAUAUUGGUCUAUGAUUGGUGGAGUGCAGAACGUACAUGUUGGCGCUUCUUGGUAGCAAUGGUUUGCAUUAGUUUCUCUUUCCACGCCAGGGUCUGUGUGGGCGGGUGCACCAAGGCGCGCACCCGAGGGGACUCUCAAUCACAGGAUUUCAUAUGUUGUCAUUGUCACACUUUCACAUUUUUGUACAUCAGUGAAUUUUUUAUAUUAAAAGGUUGAGCCAAAGCCCCCAGUGUUUGUAUUUUGAAGCCAAGCUUCACUUCUAAAGUGCCUACAGAGUUCUGUAAAUGAAAAUGCAGCUCUGCACGAGUUUGAAACCGUCAUUCCUCUUUAUAAAAUGGGAAUGGCAUAUGCUGAGGUGGUCGUAAGUCUUAACUUUUCAAAUUUUAAAUAAAAGACUUUGCACAUUGAA
Nyctereutes procyonoides (raccoon dog) is the source of this 1132-nucleotide messenger RNA. RefSeq names its product SEC11 homolog A, signal peptidase complex subunit (gene SEC11A). Bases 123 to 662 code for a protein of 179 amino acids. Gene Ontology annotation, molecular function: serine-type endopeptidase activity. Gene Ontology annotation, cellular component: signal peptidase complex; membrane. The transcript is spliced from 6 exons. The record is from RefSeq and is a predicted model, not a curated record. Lineage: Eukaryota; Metazoa; Chordata; Mammalia; Carnivora; Canidae.